This is a messenger RNA of Nematolebias whitei (Rio pearlfish), 1471 nucleotides long. It is a transcript of the gene runx2b, whose product is annotated as RUNX family transcription factor 2b. NCBI's taxonomy places the organism in Eukaryota, Metazoa, Chordata, Actinopteri, Cyprinodontiformes, Rivulidae. Gene Ontology annotation, biological process: regulation of transcription by RNA polymerase II; hemopoiesis; regulation of cell differentiation. The coding region runs from base 73 to 1455 and encodes 460 amino acids. Gene Ontology annotation, molecular function: RNA polymerase II cis-regulatory region sequence-specific DNA binding; DNA-binding transcription factor activity, RNA polymerase II-specific; ATP binding. The transcript has 8 exons. The record is from RefSeq and is a predicted model, not a curated record. Gene Ontology annotation, cellular component: nucleus.
AAGCGAGACGUGUCAAGGGUCACAGAAACCACAGAGGAACAAAAGUUGGGUUUGCUGGAACCAGAAGCAGCUAUGGCAUCUAACAGCCUUUUCAGCACAGUGACACCAUGUCAGCAGAACUUCUUCUGGGAUCCGAGCGCCAGCCGGAGGUUCAGUCCGCCGUCCAGCAGCCUCCAGCCGGUCCCAGGGAAGAUGAACGAGGUGAGCCCCCCCGCGGGGCAGCCGGACGCGGCGGUGCCGAGGCUGCGGCCCCACGAGAACCGCAGCAUGGCGGAGAUCAUCGCCGACCACCCGGCCGAGCUGGUGCGCACCGACAGCCCCAACUUCCUCUGCUCCGUCCUGCCCUCACACUGGAGGUGCAACAAGACGCUGCCCGUCGCCUUCAAGGUGGUUGCCCUGGGGGACAUACCUGACGGGACGGUCGUCACCGUGAUGGCCGGGAACGACGAGAACUACUCUGCCGAGCUGCGGAACGCCUCGGGCGUGAUGAAGAAUCAAGUAGCGCGUUUCAACGACCUCCGCUUCGUGGGCCGCAGCGGCAGAGGCAAGAGCUUCACGCUGACAAUCACAGUAUUCACCAACCCGCCACAAGUGGCCACUUAUCACCGAGCGAUAAAGGUCACCGUGGACGGACCCCGUGAGCCCAGGAGGCAUCGUCAAAAGCUGGAGGAUCCGCCCAAAACUGGCCUGUUCUCAGACCGUCUCAGUGAGCUGGAGAGGAUGAGGGUGAGGGUGGCGGUUCCAACGCAAAGCCCCCGACCAGCCCUCAACACGGCGGCCAACUCCUUCAACCCACAGGGGCAGACGCAGAUAACAGACCCUCGCCAGUCCCAGUCCUCUCCUCCCUGGUCGUACGAACAGACGUACCCGUCCUACCUGAGUCCUAUGGCGUCCCCCUCGGUGCACUCCACCACCCCCCUGUCCUCCAGCCGAGGCACGGGCCUGCCUGCCAUCAGCGACGUGCCCCGACGAUUGCCAGGCUCGUCCGACCUCAGCCCGUUCCCCGGUCAGUUCGAGCGUCAGUUCCCGAGCCUCUCCUCCAUCACGGACAGCCGCUUCUCCAGCCCCCGCAUGCACUACCCGGCCACAUUCACGUACUCCCCGCCCGUCACCUCAGCCAUGUCGCUGGGCAGCGCCCACUACCACUACCUCCCCCCGCCAUACCCGGGCUCCAGCCAGAACCAGAGCGGGCCCUUCCAGACCAGCAGCACGCCCUAUCUCUACUACGGGGCCUCCUCCAACUCUUACCAGUUCUCCAUGGUUCCCGGCGGGGACCGCUCGCCGUCCCGGAUGAUCCCGCCUUGCACUAGCGCCUCCACGGGCACCUCCCUGGUGAACCCGAACCUCCCCACCCAGACGGAGGGAGGGGUGGACGGAGACGGAAGCCACAGUAAUUCUCCGACUGUUCUGAACCCCGGAGGGCGCAUGGAUGAAGCCGUCUGGAGGCCGUAUUGAAAAACGCCGAGGUCGA